Molecule: messenger RNA, 6270 nt
Organism: Rhincodon typus (whale shark)
Lineage: Eukaryota; Metazoa; Chordata; Chondrichthyes; Orectolobiformes; Rhincodontidae
Product: tumor necrosis factor alpha-induced protein 8-like protein 1
Exons: 2
Coding region: 361-954 (197 amino acids)
Biological process (GO): regulation of apoptotic process
Cellular component (GO): cytoplasm
Source: RefSeq, a predicted model, not a curated record
UCAAUGUCUAGUUUAUGAAGUUAGUGUGCCUAUCUCCUGUGAUUAUCUCCUCCCUGUGCCCCCAUCCCUCCCCACCUUCAGCAAUUGGUGAUCAUAUCAAGGAGGGGAGAAUGUUUUCCAGCUGUCUGCCUGGCCAGACCUGAAAGGGUGUCUGUCAUCAGUCAGGGUGGAGGACAGGGCAGGGCGAGCCUGAACUGACAGCUUCCAAAAACGAGCAUUUUCUGAACUCCUCACAGAAGUGUCUUGACUGGCGCACACUCUGGAUUCAAGUGCGAUUCAGCCCCUUUGCACAGGUACUUUUUGAAUUGGCCAGCUGUGAUUUAUCCAAGUCGUGCACGUCAUUACUGAUCUUUUCCAGCCAUGGAGUUGGAAGACGAAGUAAAGGAAGAGACCAUGGAUGUCUUCAACACCAAAAACCUGGCCAUGCAGGCACAGAAGAAACUCCUGGGCAAGAUGGCAUCCAAAAGCAUGGUCAACAUCUUCAUCGACGACACAAGCAGUGAGGUCCUGGAUGAACUUUACUACGCGACCAAAGAAUACACAAGAAACAAAAAGGAAGCCCAGAAGGUCAUCAAAAACCUCAUAAAAGUGGUGGUUAAACUCGGGGUUCUCUAUAGGAACAACCAGUUCAAUGCAGACGAGCUGAUGCUGGUGGACAAGUUUCGCAAGAAGGUCCACCAGUUGGCUAUGACAGCCGUCAGCUUCCACCAAAUUGACUUCACGUUCGAUAGGCGCGUUCUUGCAAACAUCCUGAACGACUGCAGGGAGUUGCUGCACCAGGCCAUCAAACGGCACCUAACAUCCAAGUCCCACGGGCGCAUCGACCACAUCUUUAACCACUUUGCAAACUGCGAAUUCCUGGCCACACUGUACGGCCCCACAGAGCCUUACCGCGCGCACUUGCAGAAGCUUUGUGAAGGUGUCAACAAAAUGCUCGAAGAUGGCAACAUUUGAUUGAGGCAUUUGCAAGAAUGACUGAGUGGGUGCACUGUGAGGUGGAGGGCUUUUUUGAAAACAAAAAUGCGCGGCAUAAAAAUGUUUGUUUUGAUGAGGUUCCUUUUUUCAUACUGAUGGCAACGUUACCAAACCACAAUUUGAUGCUGAAGUGUCUUUCUACAGGGAUCCACUUAAUAAUUAGGGCAUUGAACCUUGGUCUACCCAAUUCCUAAGCCUGAUUGCACAGUAAUACACAGUCCAGCUCUGCAAGAAACAGAGAGGUCUUCCUUAGAUGGGUGCAGGCUAAAGCCAAGCCCUUUGCCCAAAUAAUUGGAAUUAAGCAUGGCCUUGUGAGGGAAAUAGCUUUUGCAUGCACUGGACAUACACAGUUUCCAGACCAGCUGGUGGGUGAAUGGCCCACAAGGGGCUCCACUCAGCUGUGCUGACCCAAACAGUUUUGUUUAAAAUACUAGCCGUGUCCAUCAAUCACUAUUUUUGACUAACCAGCUGGCCUUGGCCAUGGAAGGAGUGAGAUGAGAACCUGUCUUGCUCAUCCUGGACUAGAGUGUGAGGAGGUGGGUGAGUGGGCAUUCAGUCACAGUUCCAGAUUGGCUAUCCAAUAAACCUGGCUAGAAACUGUGUGAAGGCUAGACUUGUGCUGCUCCUGCAGCCAAAUAGCCUGGCCGCUUUCCGUACCUGGGCUCAGGUGCGUGCUUGAGAUACACAGUGAUUCCCUUCAGUAAGAGUUGGUGCCUUUGGAGGGAGGAAGGGAUAAAAAUCAGGGUGGACAUGGCCAAGGGAGGAUGCAAGCCAAGUCAGUCAAGCACAUUUCAGCCACUGUGAACCACAAAAAUGGUCUUACAAUUACAGAACCUCAGCCUCGAGGAUAUAAAAAACCAACUCUGAGUAAGACUGUGGUUUUAGCCUGAAGCCAUUAAUUCAAUCUAAUGUUAAGUGCGCUUACUGUUGCUGUUCCAGAUUUGUACAGUUGACUUUUUAACACCAGUGUCAGAUGAUUAUAUACCAACUAUAUUUGAGGUAGAAUGAUACCAGCUAUGAUGCACUGGGCUUUUCGUUAGGCUUUGAGACACAGUUCCUGGAUCCAUUUAUGGGUGGUUGCCUGUCAACUUUCUCUAUUUGGACCCAGUUUGAAUUGUUAGUCCUUUUUUUUUGGGGGGGAGGAUCCUGUAUUGGUUUUCAAACCUGUUUUAAUGUGAAAUGGCUUCAGUGCUGUGGUUCUAGUCUAUAUUUCUAUCUCUUUUCUGCUUUACUUAUUUGUACUGUAAGUUCACAGAUGAAAAAUGGUCAAUUUUCCUUCAACUCUCCUCUCUUAUUCAGUUAUUGAUUGUCACUUCCCUAACAGUACUGUUGCUAAAUCUAAGCCUAGUUUAUGUUUGCUGAGCCACACGGUAUUUGUAGAGUUAUUCGAUCACUUAAAUAGCAUUAGAAGUGCUUCACCUGCCUCGAAAGAGGGAUAAAUAUCAACAAGUAUCACCAGCAAUGGCCCCUCUGAGAAAGUGAGUGUAGAUGUUGACCAGGACAAGUUUGAGCUGGACAUUGAUGGCCAUCGGAUCUGAUUAUUGUGGCAACACUUGUUAUCUGGGCACAUAAAAAAGAGACCAUUUUAGCACCAGGUUUGUAAAAAGCUACAUCUGUUUUAUUUUGUUUCAAAAAUAAUUCAUUAAAUUUGUAGAUGUAUUUUGCAGUACAAUCCAAAUGUGAGAAUUCUCAAUGAAAUACUAGAUUAAAUAUGGUAUGCAGUAAAUUGCAACUCCUCAAACAACUUACGGUGCAGGUUGCAAUUCCAUUGCAUUAAACAUUUUCUGGUUCACACAGCCCAAGGGCUUUUACACUGCUUCCAGCCUCUCCCUAUACAAUAGCAGUCAGGCUCUGUUUACACGGCUGCAUCAAGGUUCAGUGCUUUUCUCAGCAGGGAGUCUGGGAACUGGGGCUGUGCUGGUCUGCAACACUCAGUCUUGAGCAGCUCCUGCCACUGGCAGUAAUCCCAAAGCAAGUCUUUCACUGAAUUGAUGCCUUUGAGUAAUAACUGAUGUUUGUCUUGGUUUGCAUCACUGGGAACAAUGCUGCAUUACAGAGCCUGCAUUAGGAUAAACAACGCCAAAAAAACAUCUUUUUCCAAUUGCUCUUUGGAAAUGUGCAAACCAAUAAGGAGGUGGGUAACAGUCUCCUCUUCAGCUGUCUCCUGGGCAACAUGCUGUGUUCCUAACACUUCAGGUGUGCCUGAAGGAUCUGAGAGGGAGGUCCCUCUCUCACUACCAGCUAAGACACUUUGUUGGCCAUUUCAAGUGAUGAGGCAUUUUAUCUGAUGAGUGAAACUUGCCCAGUGAGCAAUCAGAAAGUUAGGUUUUUCUGAAGCAUUAAAUAUGCCAAAUGCGGGUCGAUUUGUGAUCAAAGGUGUUUUCAGCACAAUCUUUUCUAGAAAUGCAAUGUCUUAAUUAAAUGGGACAUCCCAUAGCAACGUGGCCAGAACCAGCCCUCACUACACUCGGCUCAGACAGGCGCAUGCACAGUGGGGAUCUAUGCAGAGCUUGAUGCAGCUGCAAACAAAGAUGAUCAUUGGAUUUAUUUGGUGGUUUUGUAUAUAUUGUGUCAGUGUGAAUGUUUGACCUCUAGAACUAGUGGAAAACAUGGUUCAGGUGAUUGUCACAGCACAGGGUCAGAGUAUGGGCUCGACCAGUAUUACAUACAAAAGCACCAAGAGCAGCUGAAGAGUAUCUUUUUACUUGCAGGGAGACUGGAGCAUCGCUCUGUCAUUCCUAGGGUCUGUUUCAUUUGAGCUAUAAACUCCUGGCUCUUGAGCCAUUCCUAGUCCCUCUGAUUCAUAUCCCCAGCCUCUUCAGAUAUUCUGUGCUGAUGGUGAAUGUAACAAAAGGUGCUGUCAGCUCACUUGCAGAUUACUGUGCUCUGAUCUGGAUGAGCUGACAGUGGAUUUGUGUAGGAGACAAUAACAUGGUCCAUGUACAGGGAGAUCCUGACCUGAACCAUUCUGCCUGUGAUCAUCAUUUCUCUCUUCUGUUACCCUCAUGCACUUGUAUAGUACAAUCUGCCUGUAAAGCACGUAAGACACCACUUGUACUGAGGUACGAUGAAAAUAGUAAAUCAAAUCCUUCCCUGUACGUACAUGAUUGUAUCAUGAGGCUGUUAGUGACCUUCCCAUGGGCACAGUACUGGUCUGAUCACAGUAAGAGUUUACUGGACUUGUGAUGACCUCACAGAGUUUUGUAGUUGAUAUUAAGCCUGAAUACAGAUCCCACCAAUUUCUGAUUUCCUUACUCCCUGCCUUCUGUUUAUAAAUGAGUGUGAUGAUACUAAUUUUCAUGGAUUGUGAAAUGAUGCCAGCCAGGAGUGUACUUCUGCAGAUUCCCAUAGCUCUGGGCCAAUCUUCUCCCACAGAGCUGUUGGCUUAGUGUGAGUUUAACAUGUGAUACAGAGCCGCCCUGUCGCUAGGGUCUAACAAAGCUUCGAGGUGGAGGAUAGGAAGGAUUGGGAGGCCAUGCUAUCAAUGGGCUUCACAUGGUACAGCUAGAUGUAAAAGGAAUUGUUGACCCUUGGUAUGUGACGAAGCAAGGUCAUCACAGAGCCAUUGUCUUCAUUCGGACUGCUGAUCACUGAGCUACCAGUUACAGCUCUGUGCUUUAGCUGGUGAGUUCACGCAUUUAGCUGUUUCCUACUUCCCAACUAUCCCCUCCCAGUCAUGGGAGGUCAAAGUCACUCUCUCCAGUCUCCAUCUGGUAACGAUGAAAUGUUGAGCAGAUUGGGAUUACAAAUCAUUGCCACUGAGGAAGCAGAGCCAGUUUGAGAGCUAUCAUCUGUGAUUGUAUUGGAAGAUGUGGGCUGGUGAACUUUACCCACUCAUUUACAACUAGUCAUCACCCAAGGAAUCACACUCUAGUCUACCUGCAGAAACUUUGUAUAUUACUGAUGUACUGCUCCUUUUCCUGGUGAUAGAGGGAGUUAUCCAACUGGAAGAAUGUUUCCCUUUGGAAUUAGUUAAUUUGCCUGUCUACAUUCCUUGUUUGUCCUGCUGUCAAGAGCUGGAAUGUUACACAAGGGAGUAAUGUAACUAACCCCUGCAUUCCUCUACAGCCAGCUCCUGAUUUCGAUUAACCAAAUAUGGAUUGCUUGUCUCCACAGGGAAGGGGGAAAUCCAAUACAAGCCUAAUUGUGUUGUUAAAUACAGGUACACUCGAAACUGGCAGACUCGAUGCCAAAGCUGUGCUGGAUUUUGGGCAGGGGGUGAGUUUGAGCUAAUUCUUGUUCGUUGGGGUUGAGGAGAAUGGAAAUAGGUUCAAGCAGCAAAGCAAACAAGUCCAGGAUGCAGACAGAGUUCAGCAAAUUGUCCAAGGAAAGUUCAUUCUAAUUGAAUUUUUUUUUAGAACAAAAUUAUAUGGGGCACAUUUUAAGUGCCCACUUUACGGACAACUCGAGUUUAUGGUCUGUUGAUUUUGGGAAAAUGUACCUGUAUUAGUGACAGGGUCUCCUUCCCCAACCCCGUCCCCCCUCUCUUUCUCUUUCUCUCAAUGGUCUUAUGGAAGCUGCAUUAACCCUGCCUUUGGUUAGCACUGUUGCAAAAGAACACAAAAAGGCCAAAAAGCAUUAGCCCAUAUAACCAAUGCUGAAUGGAGUGUGGAUAGAGGCCACUGGAUUCACAGAGCAGCCAGUCUGUCAGAAACAACUGGCCCCAUCGAUGAUGGCACCAUGUUGGUCGUAGCGAUAUUUCAGGACAGUCUGAACCACUAAGGAUUUUCAGUCAUUGCAAACACAGAACAUUUCAUUUUCCAUAUUGGUGUGGGCAUCACCAGCGAGGUCAGCAUUUGUUGCCCAUGCCUAAUUGCCCUUGAGCUGAGGCGCUUGCUGGGCCAGUUCAGGAUCAACCACAAGUGUUGUGAAUGCGGACUCACAUAGGCCCGGAUUGCCUUCCCUUAAGGGCAUUAGUGAGCAAAUGGGUUAGUACAACAAUUAGUAACAAUAACCAUGAAACUAACAACAUAUUCUGAAUUUAUUAAUGGAUUUUUAAAUUUCCACCAGUGGCUGUGGUGGGAGUUGAGCCCGAGUCCCCAGUCUGGGCCUUGGGGUUACUCGUCCAGUGACAUUACCACUACACCACCAUCUAUUCAUUAUGUAACAAAUGUAUAUUUUACUAGCAUACAUUUGUUUUUCAAAUACUGAGAAACAUUUCCUUGGUAAGAAAAGAGAAAAAUAUACAUUUUACCGCGUGCUGAGUUUAAAAAAUUGUGAGGUUGAUUUAGAGAGAGUCACAUAGUGACAUUACAUCUGUGCUUUUAAAAAAAAAAUAAAAAUCUGGUGAACACA